Molecule: messenger RNA, 181 nt
Organism: Racocetra persica
Lineage: Eukaryota; Fungi; Glomeromycota; Glomeromycetes; Diversisporales; Gigasporaceae
Source: the annotation of a GenBank genome assembly
AAUUAAUUCAUUUGAUAAUAAAUACAACCAUCCUCUUACUCCUACUAUGAUCAAUGAAACUUCAUUUCAGUUUCGAAAAUUAACACCUGAGAUGCUAGCUAACAUUAAAAAGUAUACAAUUCAAGGCAGUCUAAAUUCUGCGUCGAUAUACCCUUUAAUUAAAUAUGAUUAUCCCACCUAG